CAGGGGUAAAACACCAUCAGCGCUUGCUUUAGUUGCUGAAUAUCUCUAGGAUCAGAAUCUUUACUUACAAGCGUCUCUAGAAAAAUGGAUAACCAACACCGAAAUCUUAUCGGUUCAGAUCCCUAAAGGACCCAUUCAUGAGAGCUAUAACGGCAAAGGCUCUACUUCUGUAGUGACUGCAGACCUCUUUCCCUCCACCAUCCCCACCAUCUACUAAUCAUGGAGGAUUCAACUCCACAGGACAACUCUUCUCUCAUAAAGGGAGCCAGAGACAUUGCUAAGGAAGCCAAACGACAAGCUGUUAAGAAGGUCAACAAAGCUGUGGAUCGUGCUUCAGAUGAAUGUUCCCAAAACCGUGCCUACCAACGCUUCCAGGAUGAAGAUGAUGACUACUACAGCCAGCCGGAUGGGAACUACAAAGGAGAUCAUGCCAACGAUGAAGAGGGGUCCAGCGAUGCCACAGAGGGUCAUGAUGAUGAGGAUGAGAUGUAUGAGGGAGAGUACCAGGGGAUUCCCUCGGACACAAAGCCAAGAGAUGGACAGGUGGCACUGGGACAGCCUCUUUCAGAUGGCCUGAAGGACAGACGAGAGCUGGAGAAUGAGAGACAGGCGGAUGAGGAGGAGUUGGCACAGCAGUAUGAGCUCAUCAUACAGGAGUGUGGUCACGGGAGGUUUCAGUGGCAGCUGUUCUUCACGCUAGGUCUGGCGCUCAUGUCAGACGGUGUGGAGGUGUUUGUGGUGGGUUUUGUUCUACCCAGUGCAGAGACAGAUAUGUGUGUGCCUGACUCAAGCUCUGGUUGGCUAGGCAGCAUUGUGUACUUUGGGAUGAUGCUAGGGGCUUUCUUCUGGGGCGGCAUGGCUGAUAAGGUGGGCAGACGACAGUGUCUGCUCAUAUGUAUGUCCAUACAUGGCUUCUUCGCCUUUCUUUCAUCUUUUGUGCAGGGCUAUGGCAUCUUCUUGCUUUGCCGCAUUAUAGCUGGCUUUGGCAUUGGUGGAGCAGUACCCAUUGUCUUCUCAUACUUUGCUGAGGUAUUGUCAAGAGAAAAGCGGGGAGAACAUCUGAGUUGGCUUUGUAUGUUCUGGAUGAUUGGAGAGAUCUAUGCCUCCGCCAUGGCCUGGGCCAUCAUACCUCACUACGGCUGGAGUUUCAGUAUGGGUUCAGCUUAUCAGUUCCACAGCUGGCGGGUCUUUGUGGUGGUCUGUGCUCUCCCCUGUGUCUGCGCUGUGGUUGCCUUAACAUUCAUGCCUGAGAGCCCCAGGUUCUACUUGGAAGUGGGGAAGCACGAUGAGGCCUGGAUGAUCCUCAAGCAGAUUCAUGACACUAACAUGCGAGCGCGUGGACAGCCCGAGAAAGUCUUUACCGUGAACAGAAUUAAGAUCCCAAAGCAAAUUGAUGAGUUUGUAGAGAUGCAGACGGAAUCUGGAAGCCUUUUAUCAAAAGCGAUCUUCAGAGUAAAGUCUGAACUUCAUGGGAUUUGGCUGACGUUCUUGAAGUGCUUUAAUUAUCCAGUGAAAGACAUUACAGUGAAACUUGCUACUGUGUGGUUUACAUUGUCAUUUGGGUAUUAUGGCCUAUCUGUAUGGUUCCCUGAUGUCAUCAAACAUCUUCAGGCAGAUGAAUAUGCCUCCAGAGUACAAAGGCACACCCAUGAACACAUCGAAGACUUCUCCUUCAAUUUUACUUUGGAGAACCAGAUACACACUAAUAGCUUAUUUGUCAAUGACAGAUUUAUAAAUAUGAAAUUUAAGUCUGUCACUUUCAUCAAUUCCACCUUUCAAAACUGCUAUUUUGAGGACGUGACAUCCGUGGGAUCAUUCUUCCGAAACUGCACAUUUAUUGAGUCUGUCUUCUAUAACACUGAUGUUGACGACUCCAAACUUAUAAACACCGACAUUGUAAACAGCACAUUCUACCACAACAAAACAGGCUGUCAAAUGACUUUUGAGGAUGAUUAUAGUGCGUACUGGGUUUAUUUUGUCAAUUUUUUGGGAACACUGGCCGUCCUUCCUGGCAACAUUGUCUCUGCACUUCUUAUGGACAAAAUUGGCCGACUGUCCAUGUUAGGGUUUUCCAUGAUCCUGUCUGGCAUCAGCUGCUUCUUCCUGUGGUUUGGCACCAGUGAGUCUAUGAUGAUUGGGAUGCUUUGCCUUUACAAUGGGUUAAGUAUCUCUGCCUGGAACUCCCUGGAUGUUGUGACAGUAGAGCUCUACCCUACAGACAGAAGAGGAACUGGAUUUGGCUUCUGUAAUGCCCUGUGCAAGCUGGCUGCAGUGCUCGGGAAUUUGAUUUUUGGCUCUUUAGUGGGCAUCACCAAAGCCAUCCCCAUUCUUCUGGCCUCCUCAGUGCUGGUUGGUGGAGGUUUGGUAGGACUGCGGCUACCUGACACAAGGUCCAAUGUCCUAAUGUAACCUUUGUCUCAGAGAUAUGGAGAAAUCCAUCAGGCCUGACUUAAUCCUCAUUUCUCAUUAUGGUGCACUGUGUACUUAUUUACACUCAUGCUUUAUUUUUGGUCUGGCGUUUCAACAUUACCUAGGUAUCUGUGGUUUAGUUAUUUUAUAUAGUUUAUUAUGUAAAUGUAUAAAUACAUUUUGGAUCAAUAUACAACUUUGCAAUAAUAAUAAUAAAACUGGCUUUUGUUUGUAAUAGUAGCAUACUUUCUUCAAAUGACCUCUUUACAACUGUUUGCAGCUUUUUACUGGUUUAUACUGGCCUAGGCUUGGAAGAAAGUUUAAAUAUUGAUGUCUUCUAAUUAAGACUUGAGCAAAAUGAGCUAUUAAUGAGCAGUUCAAGCCUGCUGUAAAUAUGCAGAUAACCAGGAUCAUCAAAAACUGGAAUAACAGCUGUCAAAAUAAUGAAAUGCAAUGAUGAGAGAAUAGCUGAUGGUGGCUUGAGCGUACAGUAUAAACACACCUAGCCUUUUUUUCUCUUUUUCAAUGUCUGCUUUUAGGGUUUAGCUGUACAUGCUGUAGACAUUAUUGGGAAGGACAUAUGCUAUAAUGUGUUUCAAAUAGUUUUCUGAUAAUAAAGUAAAAGGUUGUGAUAGUAUAUAAAUAUAAUUAAGUAUUGUGUGUUUGGAGGGUUGAAAGCCAUAAUCUUUUUAAUUUAAAUUGUUUAACCCAAGCACUUAUUUAAAGUGGAAUUAUUUUUGUCAAGUAUUUAAUUUUCCACUCCAGCCUCUGAAGUCCACAACUGCGCACCGUGGUCAUACUAAAUGCGCAUAUCUGGAUAGACUACACUAAAUAUUUUCCCUGCAGCCACAUUCAUGAAAAUGUGUUUAUCAAAAACAUUUUAUUUGCUCAGAUGAAGUGUAAGUCUUUUGGCAUUCAUUGUUUUCUUCAAAGUAAAAAAGCUAUAUGUACCGUCUAACUUUACAAAAAAAUGAUGCCACAUUUGCAAUGUUUAUUUGACUAACAGGGCAUUUAAAAACUGUGCCUACACGUAAUCAUAAGCAUCAUAAACUCACAACAUUUUAUGAAAAAAAUAGUUGAAAAUUGACGUAUAACAGUUGUUGAGGAUAUUGCUCAUGGAAAGGCUCUUUUAUGUAUAAUUUCAAAGACUCAUCUUGUUGACGUGACAGAUUUGCAGGUGCAGGGGGAGUUUAGAGAGCCCGCCUCAUCAUAUGGGGUCUACAAUCUGUAGAAAGUGUGAUAAUCACAAGGUAAAAGUUACAGUGCCAAGAAGCACUGCGAGUGCAAACAAAUUAAUUUGUUUAGAGAUUCAAAAAAUAAAGAAAAGUGGUAAAAAUGAUUUAGAUUUUAAUGUGCUUUUAACAGUAUUGAUUUAAAUACAGAAACCAAAGCAGUGAUUCCACAAACAACAUGAAUCACGCAAAGGUUUAGCACUAUUGUUAAUUUAGCUUUAUUAGCUUUUGAGAUGUUAAUGCUUUUUUGGAAGGUCUACAGUGAGAACUAUCAUUUAAGACAACUUUUUAUUAGGCUUUCAACUAACCUAAAGUGGCUUUAAUGCUGUCGCAAUCUCAGCAGAGCUAUGCAGUUUCAACCUUAUAUAUACAUUAAAUUGUGUCAUCUAUAACAAUUAAUCACUGUUGUCCAUGAUCUAAAUCUGUCCUCAUCUGAUUUUUUUAUUACAUUUAAAAAAAAUUGUGUAUAUAUUGAAAUGUUGUCUGAAAAGAAGCAGAUGUGUGUAUACAGUAUGUGUAUGGGUUUAAUAUGUGUGCUUAUUUGUGUACAUUUUGUACAUAUGGUUGUGGUGACUUACAAGCUGAAUACUAUGUAAACAUAAUUUUUUGGAGACAGCAAUAAAUGGAGCUUUUAUGUACAUUGUGAAAACUUUUCUUUCAUUGCCCAUAAGAACCAAUCGUGACAUUGCUUAACAAAACUGCAUGUAUUACAUUUUUGAAUGUGGUUCUGAGUUCUUGUGCUUUCCAUUGAGGAACAAACUGAAAAUUGGAGUGAA
Molecule: messenger RNA, 4417 nt
Organism: Triplophysa dalaica
Lineage: Eukaryota; Metazoa; Chordata; Actinopteri; Cypriniformes; Nemacheilidae
Gene: sv2ca
Product: synaptic vesicle glycoprotein 2Ca
Exons: 13
Coding region: 220-2409 (729 amino acids)
Biological process (GO): chemical synaptic transmission; transmembrane transport
Cellular component (GO): membrane
Molecular function (GO): transmembrane transporter activity
Source: RefSeq, a predicted model, not a curated record